CGCGGUCACCUCACGCACCACCACAGGAGGUCGCUCGCGUCCCCGCCCGGCCGACGCGCAGCCGCGUCACUACACGAGGCGGAAACGGGCCGCAGGGGCUCCUGGGAGAUGUAGUCUGGGGCCUGGAAAGGCGCCGCGCAAAGGACUCUGGGGCUGUUCGUUCAGAGAAGGCGCAAGCGAUAUCCCACCCCUGGCCUGGAGCAACAUCCCUUCGCCCUUCUUCUGGGUCCAUUCGUGUCCGGGCCGGACAGAUCGGAGUCAGCGCGGGCCGGGAUCCCUCAACCUCACGAUCCGGGCGUGGCCGUCCUGAACGGCGCCACGUCCCGGAGGCUUCUGGGAAGUGCAGCCUGAGCUCGCAGUGCGCAUGCGUGAGCGCGUGCGUUACGGUCCGCGGCCCUGUGGAGUCAUCGUUGUUAUUUGCCUCAUUUGACUGUUGAGGAAGCUCAGGCCCAAAGAAGACAGGGAGCAUGUCUGAGGUCACACAGGUAGCGGGUGGCAGAGUUGGAAGCUGAACCCAGACAUCCUGGCUCCAGAUGGCUGCCCUUCACUGUAGGACUGUACUGCCUCUUCCUACAAACCCUGUCAUUUUACACACAUACGAGGACGUCUGAAGACAAAUACCAGAAACGCGGUUACUGGGGUAAAGGCAGUGCUGAGUUCCUUGGAGAAAAUUAUUUUGUGGACAAGAAUCGUGCUCCUUCACCUUGGGGUGCGUGCCAAGGGCAAACCGCCAUGAGAAACCACAGGAUGGAUGCGUUGCCACUUCCUGGAGCAAUCCAUUUGACUUGAGGAAUCAGAGGGGAAGACUCUGGAUUCUUUGUCACCAUUUUCUACACAAGGGAAGCCUUGCUCAGCACAGAGAAUUGAAGGCCAGGCCACUCGGUUUGUCACUGAGCAACAACUCCUCACCCUUAAUGCCGUCUGCUCCAAAGCUCCCCAAGUGCGGUGGCACUCUGAUGUAACAAAGGGGAAUAUCUCGUAACUGUGGUGCUACAUUGACACCUCCCGAACCCUGCCAGAGAAGACGGUGGGAGUAUUUGCCGUGUAGACCCUUAUCCUGCUCCAAGAGGGCAGACUGUGCUGCAUGUGGAUGGGGCUUAAACCCAGGCUUCAUCACUUAAAGCUCUGAGAUAUUGGGCAGGUCUUCUUCCCUCUUUCAUCCUCAAAAUGGAAACUGGAACCCAUGUGGUCAGUUUGCUCUAAAGCCCCACCUUCUCAGCACUCUGCCCCUCUCCAAAUUGAAACCCUCAAGGGGGAGGAAAGGAUGCCUGCUGCACGGGGGAAAUCCAAGUCCAAGGCACCAGUCACAUUUGGGGAUUUGGCCAUCUACUUCUCCCAAGAGGAGUGGGAAGGGCUGAGCCCCAUUCAGAAGGAUCUGUAUGAAGAUGUCAUGUUGGAAAACUACCAGAACCUGGUUUCUCUUGGACUUUCCUUUCGGAGGCCAAAUGUGAUCACCUUAUUGGAAAAAGGGAAAGCACCCUGGAUGGUGGAGCCAGUGAAAAGACGCGGAGGCUUGGACUUAGGGUCUAAAUGUGAGACCAAGAAGUUAUCUCCAUAUCAGUGCAACAAAUCUGGGCAAAGCAUCUAUCAGAAACCAGUUUCUGCACCACAAAAAGUUCCCACAGGAAAGAGAGGCUGCAAGAAAAAUUCAGUCCUAAUAAAACCCAAGAAAGUGCAUUCAAAGAAGAAAUCUCUAAAAUGUAACUACUGUGGGAAAUUCUUUAGUCAAAGCUUAGCUCUUAAACUUCAUCAGAACUCUCAUACUGGAGAGAAGCCUUAUGAAUGCAGUAAUUGUAGAAAAGCUUUCAGACAGAUCUCAUCCCUUAUUCUUCAUCAAAAAAUUCACAAUGGAAGGAGAAGCUAUGAAUGUGAUAAAUGUGGGGAAAGCUUCAUUCAAAGAACAACCCUUAUUUUACAUGGGAAAAGUCAUGAUGAAAAGGAAAUCUUUGACUGUGGGAAGGCCUUGAGUCAAUGCCAAUCUCUCAGUAUACAUCAGAAAAUCCACCUUGUCCAAAAUGUCUACCAGUGCAGAAAAUGUGAGAAAGCCUUCAUUCGAAUGUCAUCUUUUUUACUUCAUAAGAAAAUUCACAAUGGAAAGAAAAUACAUAAAUGCAAUAAAUGUGGGAGAGGGUUCGGUAAGAAAUCAGUCCUUGUUAUACAUAAAAGAAUUCAUACUGGAGAGAAGACUCAUGAAAGUGAGAAGGCCUUAAGUCAGAGUUUACAGCAGAGAAGUCACUGUAUAGAGAAUCCUUAUAAAUGCAGAAAAUGUGGGAAAUCCUUUAAUAGGAUUUCAUCCAUUAUGCUUCAUCAGAGAAUUCACGCUUCAAAGAAACCCUACAAAUGUGAUAAAUGUGAGAAGAUCUUCACGCAGCUUUCAACCCUUACUCUACAUCUAAGAAUUCAUAAUAGAGAGAAACUAUACAGAUGUAAUAAAUGUGAGAAGGUCUGCAACCGGCAUUCGUCCCUUAUUCAACAUCAGAAAGUUCAUACAAAGAAAAAGAAACUGUUUGAAUGUAAGGAAUGUGGGAAGAUGUUUUCUGGAACUGCCAACCUUAAAAUACAUCAAAACAUUCAUUCUGAAGAGAAACCUUUCAAAUGCAAUAAAUGUAGUAAAGUUUUUGGCCGCCAAUCAUUUCUUAUUGAACAUCAGAGAAUCCAUACUGGAGAAAAACCCUAUCAGUGUGAGGAAUGCGGGAAAGCCUUCAGUCACCGAAUAUCUCUUACUCGACAUAAGAGAAUUCAUACUGAAGAUAGACCCUAUGAAUGUGAUCAGUGUGGGAAGGCCUUCAGUCAGAGUGCACACCUAGCCCAACAUGAAAGAAUUCACACUGGAGAGAAACCAUAUACAUGCAAAACGUGUGGGAAGGCCUUUAGCCAACGCACAUCCCUUAUUCUACAUGAAAGAAGUCAUACUGGAGAGAAACCCUAUGAAUGUAAUGAAUGUGGGAAGGCAUUUAGCAGUGGCUCAGAUCUUAUUCGGCAUCAGAGAAGUCAUUCUUCAGAGAAACCCUAUGAGUGUAGUAAAUGUGGGAAGGCAUAUAGUCGGAGCUCAUCCUUGAUUCGACAUCAGAAUACACAUUCUGAGGAAAAGGCUUAAGAUUGUUUUAAAUAUGUAAAAGCUAAGAGGGAGGCUAGCAAAGUAGCAGAGACAGAGGCAUGGGAAAAUGCAUUUGUCUAUAACAUAAUUUGUGUAAAAAUGGGACAGUUUAAUGACGUGUCCCACUUUGAAAGCCAAAGAGCAAAAGUCAUUGGUGAUUUUGACCUGAGGAUUUGAAAUCAACUGAGGCAGUGACUUUAUCAUAGUUCUUUGUUUCAAAAUAGCAAGCUCAGAUGAUUGGAUCAGUCAUUUUUAAUGAAGAGCAUUCUUCAUUUGAUAAAAAUAACUGGUACUUUAUUUCCAAUGUAAUUUUAAAGCUAUUUCAUUGGUUAUGUACAACAAAGUGAAUUGUAAAUCCAUUUUUCUGGAUGGAGCUGUGAGCCUGAUUUAAGGUCAUGUGAAGAAAGAGUUUGAGUUUGUCCCUUAGAACUAAAAGUAUCACACAGAAGUGAUUUCCUCACAAACCAGGGUGCCAUUUUCAGCUGACAGAAACUUCUGGUUGAGAAUAAAGAAGAUUGAGUAAAGAUAGCACUCAUAAUUGUGUGGAGCAAUAGAGUCAUUACCAUACUGUCUCUAUGGAUAUGAAGACAUAUGAUCUUAAUGGUGUGAAAAAUCUAACAAGCCUGGGACAAGCUAAUGGGGGGAAAAAAAACCCAGGAUGUACUGAAGAAUGAGGAGCUGCAGAACAAGGAGAAAUCACUUGUUACUGUUUUGUUUGAAAAUGAAUUUAUAUUUAUAUGAAUAAACAUUGGUAUUUUCAUGUGAAAACACUGGUGUGCAACAAAUGAUUGGUGGAGAAUGGGAAGUCAUGGACUGAAUGUGUCCUCCCAAAAUUUCAUUUGUUAAAACCCUAACCCCCAAUGUGAUUGUAUUUGGAAUUGAGGCCUUUGGGAGAUAAUAAGGGUUAGAUGAGGUCAUGAGGGUGGGGCCCUCAUAAUAGGAUUAGUGUUUUUAAAGAAGAAACACCAGAGGCCUCUGCCAUGUGAGGACACAGCAAGAAGGUGGCUAUCUGCAAGCCGAGAAACUAGCCCUCACCAGUAUCCAACCUUGUGGCAUCCUGAUCUCAGACUUUCAGCCUCCAAAACUGUGAGAAAUAAAUUUUGUUUACAUCACCCAGUCUAUGGUAUUUUGUUAUGGCAAACUAAACUGACUGAUACUUGGGAAAAACCCUGCAUUUAUGCGCCAGGCUCUUUCAUGUCAGCUGUUCACCAUAUAUAUAAUAGUUUUCAGUGCUUUCCAGUUUGUGCAAAAUGUGUAAGAAAUAAAAUCAGAAUUCUUUUUUG
Messenger RNA from Balaenoptera acutorostrata (minke whale), 4380 nucleotides. RefSeq names its product zinc finger protein 667 (gene ZNF667). The record is from RefSeq and is a predicted model, not a curated record. Gene Ontology annotation, molecular function: RNA polymerase II transcription regulatory region sequence-specific DNA binding; DNA-binding transcription repressor activity, RNA polymerase II-specific. Gene Ontology annotation, biological process: negative regulation of transcription by RNA polymerase II. The transcript has 8 exons. Gene Ontology annotation, cellular component: nucleus. The coding region runs from base 1184 to 3097 and encodes 637 amino acids. Lineage: Eukaryota; Metazoa; Chordata; Mammalia; Artiodactyla; Balaenopteridae.